Messenger RNA from Pyricularia grisea, 213 nucleotides. RefSeq lists its product as uncharacterized. The record is from RefSeq and is a predicted model, not a curated record. The coding region runs from base 1 to 213 and encodes 70 amino acids. NCBI's taxonomy places the organism in Eukaryota, Fungi, Ascomycota, Sordariomycetes, Magnaporthales, Pyriculariaceae. The transcript is spliced from 3 exons.
AUGUCAGUUGUGGAAAGACCAAGGGCGGCAUCGAGGCGGGCUAUAUCAGCUUACAGGGCUAGUGCGAGUAUGGUUGUAGUAGAUUUCGUUGGGUCUCGUGUGGAUCUUGGUGUUGGAGUAGUUCCAGAAUCCGAGAAGCUGGAUCUUGGUUACGUUUCGGUGGACCCUUGCACCAGGUGCUUGCCGACGGACUUCACCGCUCGCGUCAAGUGA